Messenger RNA from Vidua chalybeata, 1231 nucleotides. RefSeq names its product leucine rich repeat containing 39 (gene LRRC39). NCBI's taxonomy places the organism in Eukaryota, Metazoa, Chordata, Aves, Passeriformes, Viduidae. The record is from RefSeq and is a predicted model, not a curated record. Gene Ontology annotation, molecular function: protein binding. Bases 183 to 1202 code for a protein of 339 amino acids. The transcript has 10 exons.
AAAGCAAUGAGUCACAGAAAAUCCUUGGAAACACCAAAUAAUUAAGGUGGCAAUCCUGAUGUUUUACAUUUUAUUCGCCUACACAUUUUAACUUGAUUUCAGUAUAAGCAGACUUUACAAUGGUGCAUUGAGCCUGAAAUUCAGUCAGAUUCCUGCAAGCAAAUCUGAACAUGUAAAGGAUCAUGGCUGAAACUGCAGUUUGCCUGGGAACAUUCUCUGCUGUGAAGACACUCUGGGAAGUGAGAAUACACAAGAUAAAUGAAGAAUUACAGAAAGAAAAGGAAUUCAGGCAGAGGUCUGCAGGAAGGCUACUGCUUGUCUGGGAGGAGAGAGCUGCUUUAGCAAAGCUCAAAGAAAAAGUUAUUAAUGAAGGUGGAAGAGCAAUUUUAAGGAUAGAGGAAGAAGAAUGGAAGACAUUACCUUCAUGCUUAUUGAAACUAAUCCAUCUCCAGGAAUGGCAGCUUCACAGAACUAGUUUGCAGAAAAUUCCUCAGUUUAUUGGAAGAUUUCACAGCCUUGUUGUUCUGGAUCUAUCCCGGAACUCAAUUGAAAGUGUACCUAAAGAAAUUGGCCAGCUGACCAGCCUCCAAGAGCUGCUUCUCAGUUACAACAGAAUAAAAUCUAUUCCUAAGGAAAUAAGUAACUGCAUCAGUCUGGAAAGAUUGGAACUGGCUGUCAACAGAAGUAUCUGUGAUCUUCCUCCUCAGCUCAGUGAUUUAAAGAAGCUGUCACACAUAGAUUUGUGCAUGAAUCAGUUUACUGCCAUCCCUUCAGCUCUCCUCAACAUGCCAAAUCUAGAAUGGUUAGAUAUGGGGGGAAACAAACUCCAGGAGCUUCCUGAUGCAAUUGACAGAAUGGAAAACCUCCACACUUUAUGGCUCCAAAGGAAUGAAAUAAACUCUUUGCCAGAAACCAUUGGUAAUAUGAAAAAUCUUAGUACUCUUGUUCUUAGCAACAACAAACUUAAGGAUAUUCCAGCUUGUAUGAAGGACAUGACAAAUCUGAGAUUUGUCAACUUCAGAGACAACCCACUGGAGCUAGAGGUAACACUCCCUCCGUGUGAGAACACAGACGAGGAGGAGCAACAGGAAAUGUUUGGCAUUGACUUCAUGCACAUGUAUAUCCAGGAAUCACUCAAGAAAGCAGGAAAUGUGGAAAGUUGUACUUCUGAUUCUCCUCCUGUCAUGAAUCCUAAUGAAUAAAGAAUGUAACUGUGAAUGGAAGAAAAUAU